Trichechus manatus latirostris (Florida manatee) is the source of this 2212-nucleotide messenger RNA. It is a transcript of the gene PDE10A, whose product is annotated as phosphodiesterase 10A. NCBI's taxonomy places the organism in Eukaryota, Metazoa, Chordata, Mammalia, Sirenia, Trichechidae. The record is from RefSeq and is a predicted model, not a curated record. The annotation marks the transcript as partial. The transcript has 20 exons. Gene Ontology annotation, biological process: negative regulation of receptor guanylyl cyclase signaling pathway; signal transduction. Gene Ontology annotation, molecular function: 3',5'-cGMP-stimulated cyclic-nucleotide phosphodiesterase activity; protein binding.
GCUGCCCCGCGGCAUCGGCCUGGCCCUGGCUGCGGGCCCACUGCUGCUCGGCUCCGAAAUGGAAGAUGGACCCUCCACGAACGCGAGCUGCUUCCGAAGGCUCACCGAGUGCUUCCUGAGCCCCAGUUUGACAGAUGAAAAAGUGAAGGCAUACCUUUCUCUUCACCCCCAGGUACUGGAUGAAUUUGUAUCUGAAAGUGUUAGUGCAGAGACGGUAGAAAAAUGGCUGAAGAGGAAGAACAACAAACCAGAAGAUGAAUCGGCUCCUAGGGAAGUCAGCCGGUACCAAGAUACAAACAUGCAGGGAGUUGUAUAUGAACUCAACAGCUACAUAGAACAGCGGUUGGAUGCUGGAGGAGACAACCAGCUACUCCUCUAUGAGCUGAGUAGCAUCAUCAAAAUAGCCACAAAAGCUGAUGGAUUUGCACUGUAUUUCCUUGGAGAGUGCAAUAAUAGCCUUUGUGUGUUCACACCACCUGGAGUGAAGGAUGGAAAACCACGGCUCAUCCCGGCCGGGCCCAUAACCCAGGGCACCACCGUAUCUGCUUAUGUGGCCAAGUCCAGGAAAACUCUGCUGGUAGAAGACAUCCUUGGGGAUGAACGAUUUCCAAGAGGUACCGGACUGGAGUCAGGGACUCGUAUCCAGUCUGUUCUUUGUUUGCCAAUUGUCACUGCAAUUGGAGAUUUGAUUGGUAUUCUCGAGCUGUAUAGGCACUGGGGCAAGGAAGCCUUCUGUCUCAGCCACCAGGAGGUCGCAACAGCAAACCUGGCCUGGGCCUCCGUAGCGAUCCACCAGGUGCAGGUGUGCAGAGGUCUUGCCAAACAGACGGAAUUGAAUGACUUUCUACUCGAUGUAUCAAAAACGUAUUUUGAUAACAUAGUCGCAAUAGAUUCUCUACUUGAACACAUAAUGAUAUAUGCAAAAAACCUGGUGAAUGCCGACCGUUGUGCCCUUUUCCAGGUAGACCAUAAGAACAAGGAGUUAUAUUCAGACCUUUUUGAUAUUGGCGAGGAAAAGGAAGGAAAACCCAUCUUCAAGAAGACCAAAGAAAUAAGAUUUUCCAUUGAGAAAGGAAUAGCUGGCCAAGUAGCAAGAACGGGGGAAGUCCUUAACAUCCCAGAUGCCUACGCAGACCCACGCUUUAACCGAGAAGUGGACUUGUACACAGGCUAUACCACCCGCAAUAUCUUGUGUAUGCCCAUCGUCAGCCGAGGGAGCGUGAUAGGUGUUGUCCAGAUGGUGAACAAAAUCAGCGGAAGUGCCUUUUCUAAAACGGAUGAGAACAACUUCAAAAUGUUUGCAGUCUUUUGUGCUUUAGCCUUACACUGUGCUAAUAUGUAUCAUAGGAUCCGCCACUCGGAGUGCAUCUACCGGGUCACGAUGGAGAAGCUGUCCUAUCACAGCAUCUGUACCGCCGAGGAGUGGCAGGGACUCAUGCGCUUCACUCUCCCCAUGAGGCUCUGCAAGGAAGUCGAACUAUUCCACUUUGACAUUGGUCCUUUUGAAAACAUGUGGCCUGGAAUUUUUGUCCAUAUGAUCCAUCAGUCCUGUGGGAUAGCCUGGUAUGGAUUACCUAAACACUCCUUUCGCAAAGGGCUGCUGAUAGCAUGUCUGUGCCACGACCUGGACCACAGGGGCUUCAGUAACAGCUACCUGCAGAAGUUCGAUCACCCGCUGGCAGCCCUGUAUUCCACCUCCACCAUGGAGCAGCACCACUUCUCCCAGACCGUGUCCAUCCUCCAGUUGGAGGGGCACAAUAUCUUCUCCACCCUGAGCUCCAGCGAAUACGAACAGGUGCUUGAGAUCAUCCGCAAAGCCAUCAUCGCCACAGACCUUGCAUUGUACUUUGGAAACAGGAAACAGUUGGAAGAGAUGUACCAGUCUGGAUCACUAAACCUUAAUAACCAAUCACAUAGAGACCGUGUAAUUGGUUUGAUGAUGACCGCCUGUGAUCUUUGUUCUGUGACAAAACUGUGGCCAGUUACAAAACUGACAGCAAAUGACAUAUAUGCAGAAUUUUGGGCUGAGGGUGAUGAAAUGAAGAAAUUGGGUAUACAGCCUAUUCCCAUGAUGGACAGAGACAAAAGAGAUGAAGUCCCACAAGGCCAACUGGGAUUCUACAACGCUGUGGCCAUCCCCUGCUACACCACGCUCCAGCAGAUCCUGCCGCCCACCGAGCCGCUGCUGAAAGCCUGCAGGUCGGUAAAGCUG